AUGUCGCCAAAGCCGCCGCAGCGGCAGAAACAGGGGAAACACAAAGCCCCUGCAUCCAGCGCGCGCGAGACUUCCUCGCAGUACGGGGGUUCUACUCCCGGCACGUUUGGAGGAAGCACACAACUGGAGGCUAUUUUCGCACAGUUCGCGCGUAGUGACAGCAGAGAGGCAGCAGCAAUAACGGGGGCAUCCGCGACGGCGGCAACAACAUCAGUGCCUGCUGCUGCCGAUUGUGGCAGCCAGCGGAUAUCCCCAUAUGCGCGUGAGGGGGUCUGCGGAGGCAGAGGCGCUUCUCGGGCGCUUACGCUCGCCUCCACACUGCCUGCCAACGUUCACGUUGUGUUGACGCGUCUCACGAAGAAGGAUGGUCACACUCGCAGCAGAGGCCUAGUCGAACUGCAGGAGCUGUUGCAGCACCAGCUCGACGCAGAGGCUGUCGAAUCUCUACUGCCGCAGCUCGUGUUCGUGUACAGAUCGUUGGCUUUGGGGGACGGUGUGAGUCGCAACCGGGCUGCAGUGCAUGGCUGCUUGCUGCUGAUCCUGAGGAAGCUGAGACGCCGUAUUGCGCCUCACUUGAGGCAGCUCUUGCCCCUCUGGCUGUGCGGCUUACAUGAUACCUCGCGAGACGCAGCGGCAGCCGCUGCUGCUGCGCUUCAGGAGGCGUUUCCGCUGAGCCUCGAGAGUACUCCCUUGCCGCUCGCGGGGCAGCCAGAGAUUCCUGGAGCAGCGGCUGCGGCUUAUCCUGUGAAGAACGCUGCUGCAAACCAGACAAGGCGUUCACGUGCAGGCGCAGCGGUGGAAGUGACAGAAGCAGCAGCAGCAGCGACUGCCUGCGACGCUUUCAACAAAGGGCUGCAGCGUCGCAUCGCUGCAGUAGAGCACUGCAAAGCGGCUCUGCUAGAGGAGCUUCUGCAGCUGCUGCUGAUGCCAGAAACGCAGCAGCAGCAGCAGCAGCAAAAGAAGCACAGUAGCCGCCAUGAGGACGAAUGCGCGCAACUGCAGCUUGAUCGCCACGUAAUUUGCGCCCUCCUUGCUGCUGCUGACGUGAUCCGUUUGCUGAGUCUGCAGCAGCAGCAAGAGCCGCAGCAGGGGCUUGCUGCUUGGCGGGAGGGUGUCGCGUUUUUGUUUUUCGGCGAAGGUCGACUGUGCUGCUUUCUUAACGCGUCGAACCGCCUGCCUGUAAGAGCAGCGGCAGCUGCAGCGCUCUCCCUCGUGUUGGAGGCGUUUGCCGUCGCUGGCGUGCCGCUCCCGGAGCAGCCCACGUCUCUGUCUUGUGCUGCUUCUGCUGCUGCUCCGGGUGUAUCCGCAGCAGCAGAACAGUGCUUUGCUGCCGUCACUGCGGCGCUGGCAGACCCCACACUGUGUGCUGCGGCAGCGCCCUACCUGUCUUCCUCUCUCUGUGGCUCAAAAGCAGCGGGAGCAGCAGCAGCAGGAGCAGCAGCAGGGGCUACUCCAGCAGAUGCUCCUGCUGCGGCUGCUGCCUCUAGCACCUGCAGAUACCUGUUGCGCAGCACCAGACUCUUGCUGCAGCACUUCUUGCCUGAAGCGUUUGACUGCUGCCCGUCGCAAAGCGCGAAGUCUACCUUCGAGCGGCAGCUUCGCAAUCUGCUUCUCAAGAUAUUAGCGCUUGCGCGGCAUGCAGGUUACUGCGGAGGCAGCGCUUUGUACGACGAGCUGCCGCUGUUGCUGGCGGCACUGCCCCCGCAGCUGUUGCGGGGAGACUUCCCAGAAGGCAGCGCUUUCCUUAAAGACCUCCCCAAAGCCUUGUUGCUGCCUCUAGAGGGCAUGUUGCGUCAGGCGCAACAGCAGCAACAGAAGGACAGACAAGAGCAACAAGAACAACACCGUAAGGACAGACAAGAGCAGCAGCAGCAGCAGCAGGAGCAACAACAGCAGGAGCAACAACAACAGCAGGAGCAACAACAGCAGGAGCAACAACAGCAGGAGCAGCAGGAGCAGCAACAUAAGGCGAGACAAGAGCAGCAGCAGCAGAAGCAGGAGCAGCCGCCGCGUUUAGCUCGAUCUAAGGCGGAAAAGCCGCACUUACGGCAGCCGUGCGAGCUUACUCUGCCGUCGCCAGGUGUUCUUUUGGGCAGUUAUUAUGCCACGGUUCUUUUCCUUCUUGAAAAGCGCAUCUUGCCGGCAGUUGGUGCCGCAGAAGGGGCAAGUGCAGCAGCUGAGAGUCUGCGGGAGGUGUACUGCUGCGAAGCUCCGUGUUAUCCCCUCGCGUUGUUUGUGCGCGCGCUCGAAGAAAAGGAGAAGCGGCGACAGCGACAGCAGGAGGGGCAGGGGCCUAAGGCGGAAGCAGCGGCAGAGGCUGCGCUGACUGCGUUGGCAGUGGCAGUAGGGGGCUUUGCAGCAGAGGCAGCUUCUCGGGAUUUGCCUUUGCUUUUGCAGCAGUCUCUUUGGCGCAGCCUCAUUGCGGCAGUCGUUGCGCCUAGUGAGCAGCAGCAGCAUAAGCAGCAGCAGCAGCUCGAAGAGGAGGGCAGCGAGGAGGAGAAGGAGGAUCGUGUGAUUCAGACUUCUCAGAUGCCGCUGCAGCAUCUGGAGGCGUCCUUCGAAAGCCUCGAAGCUCUUGAUGCGCUUCUAAAAGCCUCUGAGGAGGCACUCACGCGGCUGCGACUGCCUGUAGCGGCAGUCGGCCUACCCGAAGUAGCAAGUGUGUGUUCUUGCCUACCCGAAAAGCUUGCUUUCGAUGCGCGGCAGCAGCUGACGUUGGAGCUGCUGCCGAUCUUGAACAUCCUCAUGAAGGGUGCCUUCGCUUUUCGCGAAGAGGAUGCCUUGGCCGUCGCGUCUGCAGCCUCCUGCGGCUUGCGGCAGAAGCGUCUGGCUUUCCAAGAGAUCUGCAGCAGACUGCUCGCUCCGUUGCUGCGGGCAGUCGCCCUUGUAGACGCAGGAGCACAGGACGCUAGUGCAGCACCAACGGAAGCAGCAGCAGGAGUGGCAGCAGCGGCUCGGAGCACUGCGUGGGAGCUCAUCGCCGAGACUCUCGUCUUAGCCUACGAGGAGGACACCUUCGCAGCGUCCAGCAGUUGCGAAGUCGCGACUGCGCAGCAACCAGCACACGCAAGGGAGCUGCUGUUACGACGCUGGUGCUGCGGGGUAUUCGCCCUCGGUCAGUUCGGGAGGCUAUGGCACGCGGUGCACACUGAACUCGGAGGAACUGCAACAGCGAGACACGCAGCAACUGCUGGGAAGAAGGAGCUUUCUCCACCAACACAGGCUGCUCUGGCACGUGCCCUUAGACACCGCAUCCAGGAGCUGCCUCUGCUGCUGCAGCAGACGCAACAUCGCAGCCUCCAGGAGACGAUGCAGCUGGUUUCGUCGUUGCUGCCCGAUUUCUUAGAUGUGCUGGUCACCGCGUGCAGCAGCAACAGCAGCAGCAGCAGCAGCAGCAGCAGCAGCAGCAACAGCAGCAGCAGCAGCAGCAGCAGCACUGAGGCCUCCGCCGCUGCGACGGGGCUGUUUGCCUUGGGGAGCCAGGAGGCAGCAGCAGCAGCGGCACAUAUCACGGAAUCACUGCAGCAUCUGCAGGCGCUGUCAGCGCAUGCCGGCACUGAAUGCUGUUUACAGAGUUUGGUGCAGGCGCUUGCAUCGCCAGCGCUUCUUGAGGGUCUGAUCUGCUGCAGGAAAGACACCCAAGGCAGCAGCGAGAGCUUCUCCUCGGACAGUUGUUACCGUGCGGCUGCCGUCAUCGUGCACGAGCUGCUGCGCGGCAGGAGUCUUCCCACGGACGCCUUUGCGCUUCUGCGGCAGUUGCUGUGCGUCCUUGACCACUCUGAGCGGCGGCAACUGCGGCAGCAAAUCACAAGCGCAGCAGCUCUAGCAGGGCGUGAGGCGCUGUUGCAGGCGCAUGCGGUCGUCUCUCCGAAGGCGUGGUCGCAUGCAGCAAGGCUCCUUGCAGCCGCGGAGCAUGAGGAACUGACGCUUCAGCACAAAUUGAGCUUCCUCUCGGGGGUUCUGCAGGAGCAGCCCUCUUGGGCAGCGGUGGCCUUCCUCUCUGAUUCUGACAGUGCCGACGUCGGCGACAAUGUGCUUCGUGAGGCGAUUCAUGCAGCUGCAACGACGGAAGAUGAUACAGUGAAAGACGGGUUGCUGCUGGUGCUCAUGUGCGGCCUUACAGUGGCAGCUACUGAGGGUCGUGGCAGCCAGUCCAUUAGCAGCGGCGGCGGGAGGAUGAGUCUCGCCCUUGUGUAUAUAGUCAGCGAGCAGAAGCGGCGGCAGGCGCUACUCCUCCCCUUGCUGAAGCUGCUGCUCAAAGCAGCAAAUGAAGAGCAGCAAUGCCUUACGAAGGAGCAUGCCGCCUUGACGCCGCUGCGAGUGAUUGCCCUGGUGUCGGCUGCUGCUGAUGCUGCCGUUGCUGCUGCUGCGUCUGAGCCGCAGCAGCAGCAGCAACAACAACGGCUUACGGCUUUCUGCGUGCUGCGGGAUAUGCUGCACUGGGUAUCUGGCUCCUGCGAAGGAGCGAAGGCAGCAGCCUCGCGGGGGGGGUGUCUCUCUGCUGCCGAGGCUUUGUGCGUUGCAGCGGCGACGGAUGCGGGGGCCGUCUUUGCUGCGUCUUUCGCUCUGGCUGCGGCAGAUGGAUGCAGGGGUGGAUCGAGAUCUGUUUCAGAGGACGCUGCAUUCUUGCGGCAGCAGGCUUGUGCAUUUACGUCGGCAGCAGAGCAUGUAGCAGCAGGCGUGGGGGGUGCGGACGGAGGUGCGGUCUGCGCUUCGUUGCUGCGGGUAGCUGCGGCUCUUACUGCAGCGUGGAUUCGAGUGCAGCCCUCCUUGCAGCAGCAGGAGACGCAGCAGCUGCAGCAGCAGAGUCGCGUGCUGCUCUGCGCGGCGGUCAAGGAGCUGUUACAGAGGCACCAGGCAGCAGCGCGAACGCAGCCUGAGGUGCUGCAAGAGCUCGCCUGCACCGACGCUGCGUGCGCGUUUCUCGUGGCCGUAUUUCCUGCGGCUGGCUCCUUGUGCCUUCCCCCAGUGUGCUUCGGCCUGCAGCUGGCGGCGCUGCUGCUGCAGCAGCGGCAGCAUCUGGAGCCUGAAGCAGCCCAGAAGCUGCUGGCACUUUUUGUGCACACGGCGCUUGCUGCGGAGAGCUGCCUGUUGAGAGGGGAAGAGCGAGAAGAGCGCCUGCAGCAGCAGACACUUUGCCCCGCAGUUCGAAGGUAUUCGACAUGCCUGCUCAGCAGUGUGGCGCUUGCUCUAGAGUCUUCUCUGCGAGUCUCGGAAAACGCGGAGGCGAUUCUCGCUGCGCCUCUGCUUGGCCUCCGGUGCAGCGCGCUGCAGCAGCCGCUGAUGAAGGCUUUGCACACUUUUCCUUGGGGCAUGCGCACCAUUUGCAGCACCGUCAGCACAGCUGCCGUCGCUGCAAACGGAAGCGUGCAAGAGCAGUCAACAGCAAGCAGCGCGGAGGCGCAGCGCUCCCUGCUAGACCGUUUCAUGAGGGCGGUGGAGGAGGAAGGGGACACUGAGCAAGAGGAGACUGAGGAGGCAGCGGAGGCAGAGGAGCAGCGCCAUUUGCUGCAAUUGCAGCUGCGGCUGCAGUCGCACGCCACGUCCGAAGGAGAGGGAGCGACAGAAAAAGGCCUUCUUGCCGCUGCAGCGCCUACCCCGCGCGUGGCUCCAGCAGAGGCGGGAGACGUUGAUAAUGCCGGUCCGUGCAAGUGGAGCGCAGUGACAAAAAAAUGCAGCAAUCAACGUAUACCGUGGAGAGGCCUGUGUGCAUGUGUUUGUGCGUUUGUGUUUGCUGCGGUAUCUUUUUCUACAGAGGCUUCCGUAGAGUUAGGCCGUGCCGUACUGCAGAGUUUGUUGCAGCCGCUCUUUGGCAGCAGCUUUGCGGUUCUGCUGCUUGAGACUCAUGAUGUCGCCGCACGCUUGCUUGCCCUGCACUUGCCAGCUGAGUGCAGCAGCGGGGGGGGCGGGAGCGCCUCUGAAGUGGCUGUACAGCGAGACGCUGCGCUGUGCCUCCGGGGGUGGGUGCUGGCGCUCGAGGCCGCUAGCCAGGCUGCAGCUCCUGCGUUGCAGCCACACGAUGCGGAAGACACUCCGCAGGCAUUCGAGCUGACGCUGCUGCAGGCUGUUCUUGCAGUUCGACCUGCUGCUGCGGCAGAUGCGGCUGCAGCGAUAGAGCUCCCGCAGGUAGCAGCAGCAGCCGAUAGGAACGCCUCGAUGGCACAGAGUUGUCUAGAUGAGACUGCUGCUUGUGGGGGAUUCGCGCCGUGCGGCUGCAAGGGCUGCCUUCUGCUUUCAAAUCUGAGGAGCUUGUCUCUCGGAGAGGCGCUGGUGCAGAUGCUCUUUCACAUUCUAACGUAUUACGAGGAAGCGGCGGCUGCAGCUCGAGCAGCGGCAAUGGCUCAGCAGAUGGGGCAGUCCGAAUCGUCUGCAGGAUCAAUGAGCGACGCUGUCUCGUACGUGAGCCCGUGGCUGUGUGGCGGCUUAAAAGCAACGCCAGUCUCGAGCUUGAGGCUUCCGAGCCGCUGUGGGAUUUCCGAGCUUCCGCAUGCGUCUGCUGCUCGCGGAGAGGAAGGCUGUGGACUGCUGCAGCAGUUUCCUGUGUUGCAAAGCGGCUGGGAAGAUCUGGGGGAACCGUUUUUGUGGCUGCUCGCCUCCCGCGUUUACGCGCUGCUGCUCCUUGCUGCCCCGCAUUGUAUUCGGAAAGUCUGGAGCCAUUGCGCCGAUGCGGGUGCCCGGCAGCAGCUGGAGUCUUUUACGGAGAGGUUCAUUACGCCUUGGUUCAUGGAAGAGGAGUCGCGGCGCUGCUCCCUGCUCGUUGGCAGUGGUUGCGUGCGUCUCGUGAACUUUGAGCCGCGCAUGCGUCGCAUCAUGGCAACCUGCAGAGAAGAGGCGGCCGAUUUUUCUGUGAAAGUGGCUGUCCACUUUCCCAGGGGCUUCCCUUUGCAGCGUGCAAAGCUAGUUCUCCCUGAAGAGACAGUUCCCGGUGAGGCGUUGUCCUUUCCCGCAUGCUGCCAGCCGACACAGUCUGCAUGUCGGGGUGCAGGAUACCGUUCCCCUGUAUUCCUACUUUCUGAUGCUGCAGGUGUUCCGAGGGGGCGUCUGGGGUGGUGGACUCUUGCCGCUUCUGCUCUAAUGGAACGCACGUGUGCUGCGCGUGGACUGGCCCUGUGGUCUGCCAACCUUUCGCUCUUCUUUGAAGGUGCUGAGGAGUGCCCUAUCUGUUUCUCUGUUAUACACCCCCAGCAGCGAACAAUGCCAAGGAAAAAAUGCGGCACGUGCCGCUACAAGUUCCACGCCGAGUGCAUUUAUAAAUGGUUCAAGACUUCCCGGAAGUCCAACUGCCCGCUCUGUCAAUCUCCAUUCUGA
Messenger RNA from Cyclospora cayetanensis, 7308 nucleotides. RefSeq lists its product as uncharacterized. The record is from RefSeq and is a predicted model, not a curated record. Gene Ontology annotation, molecular function: zinc ion binding; ubiquitin protein ligase activity; ribosomal large subunit binding. NCBI's taxonomy places the organism in Eukaryota, Apicomplexa, Conoidasida, Eucoccidiorida, Eimeriidae. Gene Ontology annotation, biological process: rescue of stalled cytosolic ribosome; ribosome-associated ubiquitin-dependent protein catabolic process. The transcript is spliced from 13 exons. Gene Ontology annotation, cellular component: RQC complex; cytosol. The coding region runs from base 1 to 7308 and encodes 2435 amino acids.